Microstroma glucosiphilum is the source of this 850-nucleotide messenger RNA. RefSeq lists its product as hypothetical. Bases 5 to 775 code for a protein of 256 amino acids. The record is from RefSeq and is a predicted model, not a curated record. Gene Ontology annotation, molecular function: phosphatase activity. The transcript is spliced from 4 exons. Lineage: Eukaryota; Fungi; Basidiomycota; Exobasidiomycetes; Microstromatales; Microstromataceae.
CACCAUGACAGACGCUCCCAAUCCUCUUCCACCUGUAAAGAAGCAACUCAUCGUCUUCGACUUUGACUGGUCGCUAGCCGACCAAGACUCUGAUCGAUGGGUUCACGAAGCUCUUUGCCCUCGUCUACGUAGGAAGAUGAAGGAGCUCAAGCCGACGAUGCAGUUCACAGACCUUUGCGCCAUGCUGCUCCGCGAGCUCCACGAUGUAGAGGGCAAGACAGAAGAGGAGAUCAAGGCUGCCAUGCGCCUCAUGCCCUUCCACCCUGGCAUGAAGCGAGGAGUGCAGAACCUCAAGGCUGCUGCUUCUCCAGAGACCACCUUCUUCCUCCUCUCCAACUCCAACACCGUCUACAUCGACACAAUUCUCGAACAUCAGGGUCUGACCAACAUCUUCGAUGAAAUCGUGACCAAUCCUGCCCACUUUGAGAAAGACGGCACACUCAAUGUCAGCAGGAGGGUCCCGGCCGAGGCGCAGGUACAGCAUACUUGCAAGGUCGGCUGCAGUGCCAACAUGUGCAAGGGUGAAGAGCUCGAUGCUUUCCUCUCCCGUCACGGCGGCUACGAGGCCUUUGACAGGAUCAUGUACGUCGGCGAUGGAGGCAACGACUUCUGCCCUGUUCUCAGGCUGAGGAAGGGCCAGGACGUUGCAUUUGUCAGGAGGUACAGAGGUCUGGAGAAGAGGAUCAAAGAGGAGGGCGGCGUCAAGUGCGGCAUCAGGUGGUGGGCCGGCGCGUGGGAGAUGGAGGGACUGCUGGACGAGGCGAGAGCAGCUUGAGCGAUGUAGACGUCCCAACAAUUGUGGUAUCGACUGAUUCACCUCAUUACAAUGGAUUCAUCAGAGAAGACCUUG